Messenger RNA from Scheffersomyces amazonensis, 3607 nucleotides. RefSeq names its product chitin synthase I (gene CHS2). NCBI's taxonomy places the organism in Eukaryota, Fungi, Ascomycota, Pichiomycetes, Serinales, Debaryomycetaceae. The transcript has a single exon. Gene Ontology annotation, cellular component: cell periphery; cell septum. The record is from RefSeq and is a predicted model, not a curated record. Gene Ontology annotation, molecular function: chitin synthase activity. The coding region runs from base 303 to 3398 and encodes 1031 amino acids.
CUAACAUAUAUAUAUAUAUAUAUAAAAUUCAUUUUCUUUACCCUUUAACCCUUAAGACACUUUAUAGUUACCAAAAGUAAACAGGUGGCUGUGAAAAAAAUUACUCGUGUUGGUACUAUCUGCAGGCCACCACUUCCCGAUUAGGCAAUAAAUACACGAAAAAAGUGCCAGAUCAAAGGCUCCAUAAUUAACAUUAAUUACUGGAAAGACGAAGAACUACUGGUUAACUUUUGAAAGGUUAAGUAAUUAACUGAAAAGUGCAUAGACUGACUGUUAAGUGAGUAACUGGCGCAUUCAAAUCAAUGAGUUAUCAGAAUCUGCCGUAUGGCAAUGGUCAUAAUAAUGGCAAUAAUCCUAAUAGAUACCGUCGAGACAAUUCAGACUCCUCCAUAACUGAAUUCUUAAACCCUAAUGAUAACCAUAAUCAACAACAAGGUACUUAUGGAUAUCAUAAUAAUGGUAGUUCAUCAUCUAUAAAUUUUCAACAACCUCCAGAACCUACUUAUAAUCAUAGAGUAAGCUCAUCAUCGGUACUACAUGAUUAUUAUACUGAUCCAAGAUUAGAUUCCCCACAUAUUCAACAACAUCAUUUACAACAACCUCAUUCACCUCAGAAUUAUAUCCAACCUCCAAAUAUGAGUCCUUUACCAACUAAUUCAAAUGAUGAUCCUUUUAAUAAUCGAUAUGAGAUGAAUCAACUUGGUGCAGGUGGUAAUCUUCCUCAAUAUCAAUAUGAAAGUUCUCCUCAACCAUAUGAUCCUAAUCAGCAAUAUUAUCAAACUCCAAAUCAAGCUUUUGAACAAGCUUUUGUUCCCAAUGUUUAUGAUGAUGAAGAUGAGGAUGAAAGAGAAUAUGAUCAACAAAUUCAAUAUAAUCAAUUCCAGGGUGAUCAUUAUGAUUUACUUCCAGUUCGAUUACCAGAACCUGAACCAGAGCCUUCAUUAAUAGAUGCUCCUUCUACAAGAGAUAUUAAUGAUGAUGAAGUUCCUCAAUCUCCAUUUGGUGAUAGUAUGAUGUUUGAAGAACCUCCUGAAGAAGAACCAAUUAGAUCAAAACCUCAAAUUGGGAUUGCUCCUGGUUUAAAUGGUCAUUUGGUUCUUGAUUGUCCAGUUGCCACAGAAUUAUUAACUAAAUUUCCAGAUUAUAAUCCUGAAUUAAGAGAUGGUGGUCUUUCUCGUGAAUUCUCUUAUAUGAGAUAUACAGCAGUUACUUGUGGUCCAUCUAAUUUUUAUCGUGAUGGUUAUAUUUUACGUCCUAAUCAUUAUCCUAUUCAAAGACAAACUGAAUUAAUGAUUGUAGUUACCAUGUAUAAUGAAGAUGAUAUACUUUUAGCAAGAACUUUAAAGGGUAUUUUUAAAAACAUUAAACAUUUAGAAUCAAGAACAAGAUCAAAUGUUUGGGGUAAAGAUUCUUGGAAAAAAGUUGUCGUUUGUAUUGUUAGUGACGGUCGUACAAAAAUUAAUGAGAGAUCUCAAGCAUUAUUGGCUUCUUUAGGAGUUUAUCAAGAAGGAUUAGCUAAAUCUAUGGUUGAUGAUAAACAUGUGCAAGCUCAUAUUUAUGAAUAUACUACAAGAGUUGGGAUUUCAAGUGUUACUGAUACAGUUAAAUUAACUACUGAAAAAAUUGUUCCUGUUCAAUUAUUAUUUUGUUUAAAGGAAAAGAAUGCUAAAAAGAUUAAUUCUCAUAGAUGGUGUUUUCAAGCUUUAGGACAAUUAUUAAAUCCUGAAAUUGUUAUACUUUUGGAUUGUGGAACUCAACCAAGUGGUAAGGCUCUUUAUCAUUUAUGGAAAGAAUUUGAUCGUGAUCAUCGUGUAGCAGGUGCUUGUGGAGAAAUUAAAGCUUCAUUGAAAAAACGUCAAAUGUUAACUAAUCCAAUUGUCUAUGGACAAAAUUUUGAAUAUAAAAUUUCUAAUAUAUUAGAUAAACCGAUGGAAUCAGUAUUUGGAUUUAUUAGUGUUUUACCAGGGGCAUUUUCAGCUUAUAGAUAUAUUGCAUUACAAAAUGAUAUUAAUGGUAAGGGACCAUUAGAAAAAUAUUUUAAGGGUGAGUUUUUACAUAGUUCAGGAGAAUUAGAUCCUAAGGAUGAUGAAUAUGAAUUGAAAAAGAUGCAAAUGAAAGAAGAAGCAGGAAUUUUCACUUCAAAUAUGUACUUGGCUGAAGAUAGAAUUUUAUGUUAUGAAUUAGUUGCUAAAAGAGGUUGUAAUUGGUUAUUAAGAUACUGUAGAGCUGCCAGUGCAGAAACAGAUGUUCCAGAGAAAUUAGCGGAAUUCAUUCUCCAAAGAAGAAGAUGGUUAAAUGGUUCAUUUUUCGCAGCCAUUUAUGCUUUAGUUCAUUUCCCUAAGAUUUGGCAUUCUUCUCAUUCAUUUGGAAGAAAAUUUUUCAUUCAUAUUGAAUUUAUUUAUCAAUUUUUAAGUUUAAUUGUUUCUUGGUUUUCAAUUGGUUCUUAUUUCCUUGUAUUUAGAAUUUUAACUACUUCAUUAGGUGAUGCUGAUUUAGGAUUUGCUCCUGGAAAUAUCCUUUCUGUUAUAUUCCUAUGGUUAUAUCUUGCUUCAAUUGUGACAACUUUUGUUUUAAGUUUUGGUAAUAAACCAAAGGGAACUGAGAAAUUUUAUAUUGUUAUUGUUGUAUUCUUUGCUAUUUUAAUGGCUUAUAUGAUUUUUGCUGCUAUUUAUAUGGCAGUUCAUUCAAUUCAACAAAUUUAUGAUGAACAUACAAAGAUUACCGUUCAAUUAUUUCUUCAAAAUGCAGAAUUUAGAGAUUUGGUAGUGGCUACUUCAUCAACUUAUGCAUUAUAUUUCCUUGCUUCAUUCCUUUAUUUUGAACCAUGGCAUAUGUUCACAUCAUUUGUUCAAUAUAUUCUUUUAUCACCAUCAUAUAUUAAUGUAUUAAACAUAUAUGCAUUCUGUAAUAUUGAUGAUGUUUCAUGGGGUACAAAAGGUGAUACUGGUGGUAAAUCAUUAGGUGCAGCUAAAUUAAGAGAAGAUGGUACUUUCGAUGUUAGUAUUCCAAUUUUGAAAGAAGAAAUUAAUCAAUCUUAUUUAGAUCAAUUAGAAAAAAUUAAGAAACCAGCUCCACCUGAUGAAGGUAAAGGUGAAACUUCUAAUGAAGAUUAUUAUGCAUUUAUUAGAUCAAUGACAGUAUUAGUAUGGAUGUUUUCAAAUUUUGUUAUUGUUGCAUUAGUAUUAGAAACUGGAGGAUUUAAUCAAUUUGAAAGUGCAGAAAGUUUAAUAAGUGUUAAACAACAAAGAGCUAAAAUUUAUUUGACAGUAGUAUUAUGGAUGGUUGCCUUUAUGGCAUUAUUUAGAUUUGUUGGAUGUGUAUUCUAUUUGAUCCAAAGAUUAGCCAAUAGAAUGAGAUCAUCUGAUCAUGCCACCAUGCAUACUAAACUUAGACAAUAAUUCAAAUUUAUUCUUACUUGUAUAGUGUAUAUUAGUAAUACCCUAAUUCUAAUUAAAAUAUAAAAACAAUUCAAUUUACUUAGUAUUUGCAACCAUUAAUUUUUGACACUUUUUGUACGACAUUGAUUAGUCAUAAAAUUGCGCGAAAUCCACACUUUUGACAUAUACCGGUGCGGUAUUGGCCAAUGCAAUAAACUUAACGAUAAGGC